Messenger RNA from Grammomys surdaster, 1018 nucleotides. RefSeq names its product ISG15 ubiquitin like modifier (gene Isg15). The coding region runs from base 469 to 954 and encodes 161 amino acids. Gene Ontology annotation, cellular component: cytosol. The transcript has 2 exons. NCBI's taxonomy places the organism in Eukaryota, Metazoa, Chordata, Mammalia, Rodentia, Muridae. Gene Ontology annotation, molecular function: polyubiquitin modification-dependent protein binding. Gene Ontology annotation, biological process: ubiquitin-dependent protein catabolic process. The record is from RefSeq and is a predicted model, not a curated record.
UAUAGAUCUAUGCUGAACCUUAUGAAGGAGUCUGUGUGGAAUGCCCCAGACUUCUGCCUCCUGCAGACAUCAGACAAGCAGGGUACAAACAAGUUUUCUAUCAUUAGUUCCUGUUCUGACUUUUACAUGUCUUGUGAAGGACCUAAAGUGCUGGGUGUUUAGGGAGUUUUAGAGCAUACAGGCCUAGUUAUGGCCUUGACCUUUGAGAGCCAAUCCCUUUCCUUCCCAACUACAGUUUCUUUUCAUUCAGUUUUGUCCCCCCCACCCUUGCUCAUUUAAGGUAUGACUUAGGAAAAGGAAACCGAAACAGAAAAUAGUUCUGGUUUCUGGAGACUCCGCCUCUUCACAGCCACAGCUCCUACUUAAAAGAGUUGACCCAGUCUAUGACUGUGAGAGCAAGCAUCUAGCAGCUGAGAGAAGCAGACUUCUUAGUUCCAGGGGACCUAGUGCUAACUAAAGCCUACAGCCAUGGCCUGGAACCUAAAGGUGAAGAUGCUGGGGGGUGAUGAGUUCCUGGUGUCUCUGACUAACUCCAUGAUGCUGUCAGAACUGAAGAAGCAGAUUGCCCAGAAGACUGAUGUGCCAGCUUUCCAGCAGCGCCUGGCCCACCUAGGUGGUGAAGUGCUACAGGACGGUGUUACCCUUUCCAGGCUGGGUCUGGGUCCUGACAGCACAGUCAUGCUAAUGGUACAGAACUGCAUCGAUCCUCUGAACAUCCUGGUGAGGAAUGCAAGGGGCCAUAGCAAUAUCUAUGAGGUCCGGCUGACACAGACUGUAGAAGUGCUUAAGAGGCAGGUGUCCCAGCAGGAGCAAGUCCAUGAAGACCAGUUCUGGCUGAGCUUCGAGGGAAGGCCCAUGGAGGACAAAGAGCCACUGGGGGAGUAUGGCCUAAAGCCCCAGUGCACAGUCAUCAUGAAUUUGCGCCUGAGAGGGGGAGGGGACUACUAUGCCUAAGGCCCCUAUCCACAGCCAGUGUUGAUUAUAAAAGAUGAUGCAAUAAAAAGUUCUGCCUCCUGUU